AUGGAAAUCAUGGUUCAUGCUGUGGUGACUGGAAAUGGGCAUACCUACGAGCUAAAAGCCAUUGAGGGGGGGUUGCGAAAUUGGCAAACUACCUCGCCGGCUAGUACCCAUCUGCGGCUACCUGCUCCUUCAUUGGCGAGCAACCAGGCCUUGCGCAAAGCAAUCGAUGUCCGUACGCAGGAGCGGCAAAUUGCCGCGCGAAGGAAGCUGCAAGCGGAGGACAUUCAAGAGGCAGUGAAAUCGCGGAGCCGACAUUUAUCGACCUUGGAAGAGGGGAAAAACGAUACCAAAAAGCGACGGAUCGCAGAUCCGUAGAGGAGAUGGACAAGGAGAAUCGAAGACAAGAGCGCCCAAUCGAUGAUCACUGGUGUGCACUCCGAGAUCUUCACCGGGGAGAGAUACGGAAUUUCACACUCAAAAGCGAUUUUUACGAAAAUAUACGUCAUUGAAUCAUUGCAAGAGCGAAGUUGCUUGGGGUAUUCUAUCUGCAUCCACUUAUCGACCGUGAUAUCGCAAGAUGUGUUGUAGUUGUGCUACGCCAAGAAGUGUUUUUACUUGUGAACUAGGAAGACGGGACCACGAGCAAGCUCUCUACUAGCGUAUCAUUAGAUUUAUGAUAGUUAUAACCGUCAGUGACUGAGUGGUUCUGGGUUUUUUUGGGACCUAAAUCAAUGUUUGUGAUAGUCAAAAACUUCUAGGUGGAUGAGACACAACUUGCAAGAAUUGUUCGUUUAGACAAGGCUGUGCGCUUCUCUCUUAACGUCUUGGCUUCAAUGAAUUUGCGGUUUAUCGGGAAUAUGCUUUGUGAACUAGAUAUUUUUCUUUUCACGAGCCUUCCUGUAUGACAUUGACAUUUGGCCUACCGAUCAGUACCUAAUGUAGUUUCAUCCCGAGCUCCACGGCCCUCGUAACAACGCCACCCCAAGAGGUCUGGUCUGUGUCAAAUUCGUUCCGAGAGAGAGAAGCAGCCACCUAGGCUAGUCUAAAAACUGGAGAGCUAGUCUAGCAACGUCGCUUCGUCGGCGUGUCGCAGAAAUUCUAAACAGCGAACAUCAACAACGUUUGUAUUUCUUUGGAGGCAUAAUAAACCUGAGAAAACCGUUUAACGCAGAAGUAAAAAAUGUUUGUCGUUUGGAUUUCCGAACAAGGUUCCAGGCGUUGGGUCAUUCGAGAUCAAGCCCACCGAGAGAACCUUCAUCUUUUUGCGGAACGAAGGAGCCCAGAAGUGACUGAUUAUUGCGAGUAGGUGCUCGUGCUUCGUUUGAUGAAAUAUUCAAAUACUCCUUUUUUUCGGCCCACCCCAUAUUUUUCUUCCAACACGACCACAAUAUCCCUGCGACAACCGGUAGAGUCAACGGAUGUACCCCUGGACUGGGUUUACUACACUAGAAGAAGCCUCAUUCUCGAUAGUUCUUUCUCAAUCAAUUAAAGCGACGACGAGAUGUGAUAUCGAUCCGUAUCUAAAAUACCACUGUGGCGACCCUAACCACGUUUUGUGUGUAAGUAUGCUGCCUCUCCUGUCGGAUGUGUUUUGCAUGACAACACAGUGACAGGAGCAUAUGCUGAGCCACUGAACCCGAAAAUUUAAUAAUAUCUAUUCUAAAUCAUCAUUUUUGAAAAAACACAACAUAGUGAUGUCUCGAGGUGAGAUGAAAAAGUUCAUAAAUUUG
Messenger RNA from Amoebophrya sp. A25, 1670 nucleotides. NCBI's taxonomy places the organism in Eukaryota, Dinophyceae, Syndiniales, Amoebophryaceae. The record is from the annotation of a GenBank genome assembly.